This is a messenger RNA of Papaver somniferum (opium poppy), 444 nucleotides long. RefSeq names its product SKP1-like protein 1B. NCBI's taxonomy places the organism in Eukaryota, Viridiplantae, Streptophyta, Magnoliopsida, Ranunculales, Papaveraceae. The transcript has 2 exons. Gene Ontology annotation, cellular component: nucleus; cytoplasm. The coding region runs from base 1 to 444 and encodes 147 amino acids. The record is from RefSeq and is a predicted model, not a curated record. Gene Ontology annotation, molecular function: cullin family protein binding. Gene Ontology annotation, biological process: SCF-dependent proteasomal ubiquitin-dependent protein catabolic process.
AUGUCGACUGCAAAGAUGGUAACCUUCAAGAGUUCCGAUGGAGAAACUUUUGAUGUUGAAGAAUCUGUUGCUCUUCAAUCUCAAACCAUUAAUCAUAUGACCGAAGAUAAUUGUGCUAAUAACGGAAUACCUUUACCCAAUGUAACUAUCAAGAUUUUGGCUAAAGUUGUUGAAUACUGCAGGAAACAUGAUGAUCCUACCAAUGAUAAAGACAAAGAUCUCAAGGACUGGGAUGCUGAGUUUGUUAAGGUCGAUCAAGCUACGUUGUUCGAUCAUAUUUUGGCUGCAAAUUAUCUGAAUAUUAAGAGUUUGUUGGAUUUGACUUGCCAGACCCUUGCUGAUAUGAUCAAAGGUAAGACCCCAAAGGAGAUCCGCAAGACAUUCAACAUUAAGAAUGAACUUCACCCUAAGGAAGAGGAGGAGGUCCGAAGGGAGCACCCGUGA